Molecule: messenger RNA, 561 nt
Organism: Bipolaris sorokiniana ND90Pr
Lineage: Eukaryota; Fungi; Ascomycota; Dothideomycetes; Pleosporales; Pleosporaceae
Exons: 4
Coding region: 1-561 (186 amino acids)
Source: RefSeq, a predicted model, not a curated record
AUGCCUCUAAAAGCGCAGCCUGGAGGACGUGGGCAGUGGGCCACGGGUGGUGUGAACGCUCUGCAGUUCUGCUCCAACGGUGCUCCCAAUGAUACUAUCACGGCCGUGGCAGCUCAGAUCUUUGCUGCUGCAGAUCGUGCUCUCACCCGUACGACUCCUGGUGCGUAUCGUGUCUGGUAUAUCUUCGACGUGGCUGUCGCUGACGAGCUUCGUCGUGUUUUCGCUGCCGCCCCUGAGGAUAUUCGGCGCGUUUUCGACUUCUUCUGCCGCCCCCGUGGUAACAGCCCUUACGAUGCCAUCUUUAGUGCCGGUUUGCGCGAUUACUCGCCUAUCGUAGCUCGUACGACGAUUACUACUCGCCAAAUCCUUACUAGUUAUCUAUUGUAUCUUAAGGCUUUCGUCGUCUACACUCGUAGUAGCCUUAACGCGCGGUUCUGUACGAAUAACUGCGCUGCUGUUCUUAAGGGCGAGAAGGAGUUUACGGCGUUUGCGGGCUCAGAAUUAUGGCGCUCGUUGCAACGUCCCGCGUGGUCCUGGAGGUCGUACGACGGCUCCCUCUAA